AUGGCUAUGCAGAUGUAUAUUGUUUGUGAUAAUCCACGUGAGGAUUGUGUCGAAAAAGUGAAAGAUUAUAUGACAAAAAUUAACAAUGAACUGGACCGAUUAUCGGAAGACAAAACAACGGAUGUACGGGAAGUUGUGCCAGAAAGCGUGAUCCGCGCCGAUGAGACAUUCAUGAGUUAUAUUCGAGAACACAAUGAAAAGUAUGUUUUUGACGUUAGAGCUUUUUUUAAAAUGCUAAAAAAUAAAAAUGAAAAAAAAAAAACCCACCGCCAUAUAAGGUCUACUGGUGGACUGAAGAGGCAACAUUGGUUGACCAGCAGCUAA
Molecule: messenger RNA, 324 nt
Organism: Gongylonema pulchrum
Lineage: Eukaryota; Metazoa; Nematoda; Chromadorea; Rhabditida; Gongylonematidae
Source: the annotation of a GenBank genome assembly